AUGCAUUACAUUCGUUUCCUCAAGACGCCCAAAGUGCACGUGGAAAAGAGCCCCGUGCUGCUCAAAGCCGUCGUCACACUCACCACCGAUCUAGGCGAGACCUUCCUCCCGACUGACCUGCACUUGGUCGUCACCCUUCGAGACGCAGAAGAAGAUGGCGAGACAUAUCUGCGAAAGAAGAUCCAAUGGCAGGCUGGUGCACGAGCAGCGAACAUAGCCUUGGACGUGUCGCGGCAAGACAUUGACUGGCCGGCAUGCGUACAUGUCGAAGCAAAAGAGGCGAGGAAAACAAAACCACACAGCUUUCUCCCUCCGAUCGUGGACGUCUGGAGUGGCACACUUGAUCCCACCAAAGGCCACUUCGAAUCAGGUCAUCGAGUCGAGAGGAGGUUCACGUCCUUGGCCGAGCGGUCGCUGUCACUGCUGGAAGACGCUGGAGACAGUAUCGCAAGGCACUUGUGGGACGGCAGCCAGGCACUGGCACAACACAUCGAUCACAUCCUCUCGCUCGAGAAUCCUGCCACACUGCCCCUGCUGGAAUAUGUCAUCAUCUCUGCGACAUAUCGGAGACUGAAUGUCAUUGAGCUUGGCGCCGGCUGUGGGACAGUUGGCAUCAGCGUAGCUCAGGCAAUGCCAGACGCCGACGUUCUUCUGACAGACCUGCCGGAGGUGACGGAGCUUAUCAAUGCCAACAUUGCUCGCAUGAAGCCCGCCAUGUCAUCUCGAGUGCACUUUCAACCGCUGGACUGGCUGGCACAGCUACCCGAGAAGCUCCAGACACGAAAGAACGACCUCAUCAUUGUGUCUGAAUGUACAUACAACACCGACACCCUGGAACCUCUCGUCGGCAUGCUCGUCAAUCUAGUGAAUAGAUCGCCAAAAGCCGUCAUCGUCGUGUCAACGAAGACCAGGCACGAUAGCGAGGCAGCCUUUUUCGAUCUGAUGAGAAACGCGGGCUUGAUCGAGGAGGGCAGCAUGAGAUUGCCGCUGCCUGGAGAGCCUGGAACAGGAUACGCUGAUUGGGCCACUGAUGUCGGUAUGCACAUCUUCAGAGGCAAAGAUCACAGGCUUAGUCUGAGUCCGAGAAGUGGCAGUGAAGAAGAGGUGCCUAAAGCCCAGGUGUCGAAACGAAGUGAACCGCGAUGA
Molecule: messenger RNA, 1146 nt
Organism: Fulvia fulva
Lineage: Eukaryota; Fungi; Ascomycota; Dothideomycetes; Mycosphaerellales; Mycosphaerellaceae
Product: UPF0665 family protein
Exons: 2
Coding region: 1-1146 (381 amino acids)
Source: RefSeq, a predicted model, not a curated record